Molecule: messenger RNA, 652 nt
Organism: Chlamydomonas reinhardtii
Lineage: Eukaryota; Viridiplantae; Chlorophyta; Chlorophyceae; Chlamydomonadales; Chlamydomonadaceae
Exons: 1
Coding region: 231-422 (63 amino acids)
Source: RefSeq, a predicted model, not a curated record
GUCCCUCUUGGAGUUCGCGCAGCAGCUGACUGCGUUGUUCGAGCUGGCUCAGACCAUGGUCGGCGGGCCGCUGAUCAUUCGCUGGCUGUAAGGACCAGCUUUGGCUAGCGAAUGAUCAGCGGCCCGCCGACCAUGGUCUGAGCCAGCUCUCUAGCAACGCAGUCAGCUGCUGCUCAAACAUGGACAGCAUUGCGGGAUAGCUAGGUUCCUGCAGCAUAAGGGCUGCCGCCAUGGUGAUAAGCAGCCACAACGCCGCCAGUUCCAUGCGCCGCUUCAUCUGCAAGCGGGAGUCGGCGUGGGGCAGAGUCAGCGGUGGCGGAUCCAACAGCGACCUCAAUCUGAGGAAACACCAAGCGCGGUCAGCAACCUUCUUCGGGCAAGCGAGUGUUGUGCGCUAUCCUUACAGUGACACGACUAGCUAGUUGGCUGCAGAAUCCAUUACGCAUCCAAGCACUACAGCGAGCUCGCAGGCGUGGACGCCCCGACCCCCCAGACCAAAACGAGGCGACCUUUGCCAUAUCCAUCGCAGCUCGCGUGCAGACAUGGCAGAUGCGCCGCUUGGAUCGCUGGACCACUUGAAGGAGCUGCAUGAGCGUCGUCGUCUUGUGCAGGAAAGGGCUAAAGCGCAGCAGGCAGCGAUCCCCUGAAGGUA